Molecule: messenger RNA, 1164 nt
Organism: Exophiala oligosperma
Lineage: Eukaryota; Fungi; Ascomycota; Eurotiomycetes; Chaetothyriales; Herpotrichiellaceae
Product: eukaryotic translation initiation factor 1A, Y-chromosomal
Exons: 2
Coding region: 295-744 (149 amino acids)
Biological process (GO): translational initiation
Cellular component (GO): cytoplasm
Molecular function (GO): RNA binding; translation initiation factor activity
Source: RefSeq, a predicted model, not a curated record
GCCCACUCAACUGCCCUCUGUGUCUUUGCCUCUGUCCUCAAGUACCACCAAUUACGACGCUCAGACAAAGGACAAGUCACUCGUGACAAACAGCCACUUGACUGGAACUGCGGCCCACGACGUCAAUCCUCCCGCCUUCAUUAUUCGCCUCCAGAAUCCUUUCAACAAAGAAAACAACACACCACACACAUUCCCACAACACAAUCAACCCCGACCCCUCUACACCUUGUCAACCCUUUCGGUCGAAAUAGCACAAUCAGAAGAAUUAUUACAGUGUGAUAAGAAAGAGUCAAUAUGCCUAAGAAUAAGGGAAAGGGAGGCAAGAACCGACGUCGUGGAAAGAACGAAAACGACAACGAAAAGCGUGAACUCACGUUCAAAGAAGAAGGUCAAGAAUAUGCGCAGGUCGUCAAGAUGUUGGGCAACGGUCGCCUAGAGGCCCUCUGCUUCGACGGCGAGAAGCGUCUGGCACACAUCCGGGGCAAACUGCGGAAGAAGGUCUGGAUCAACCAGGGAGACAUCAUCCUACUCUCGCUGCGAGACUACCAGGAUGAAAAGGGAGAUGUCAUCCUGAAAUACUCGGCCGACGAGGCCCGAUCCCUCAAGGCCUACGGCGAACUACCCGAGACGGCCAAGAUCAACGAGACCGACACCUACGGCCACGAAGGUGUGGAUGACAAUGUCGAAUUCGACGAGGACAGGAGCAGUGAUUCGGACAAGGACGUUGACAUUGAUGACAUUUGAAGAGAAACCGCAACACCGAAACGGCAAUGUUGUAAUACGGCAUUGCGUCGUGUGCGUUUGCAAGCGUCUGCAUUGUUCUGUUGCUUCACGGAGAGGGUUGUUUUUCGCUUACAUGGGAUCAUGUCAUGCUUCUGCUACGCUUCGCCAUGCUUAGAACUCGGAAGGAGGCGCGCACACAGACACUGACUGCUCUGGUUUGAAUGCAAGGCCCUUUUUCCAAGGCUCAGUGGCCCAAAGCCAGACAGGUACUGCAGUGUGCUAGCUUUCGAACCAGACCACAUAUGAUCAUGAACGGGGGAGUUUUUUUUGUAUUAGAGUACCUACGUAACGACGUUUUGGAGGAACUGAAGAUCCAAACCACAACAGCAUCCGACAAAACAUUACUAUGCCGAUAACCAAAUCAGAUUUUCUUCCCUACGA